GCAGCAUCCCUGGAGAACAUGUGUAGGAAGGAACUGCAGGUGCUGGUUUAAACUGAAGAUGGACACAAAACGCUGGAGUAACUCGGCGGGACAGGCAGCAUCUCUGGAGAGAAGGAGUGGGUGACGUUUCGGGUCGAGACCCUUCUUCAGACAUUUUGGUUGGGACCCUAGUGGAUAGCUCCUUGCACUGGAAGACCAGUCAGGUGCAUGCUGGAAGGAUCAAAGAAAGAGUACAAGUUCAAGGUGCAGGAUGAUUCGACGGCACACCAACUGGUUCUGAGAACGGUAUGCGUGGGGCCAGACACGAAGGAUGAACUGCAUGUCAUUGAGCUGGAAGCCAUGAGUGCCAAUGGGAAAAUGAUUAAAAUGCCCUUAACAUCUCUGAAACCGUCCGUUCUGACUUCAAUGGGUCUGGGUGGAUUUGAAGUGUCUCCUCCAGUCCGUUUCUGCCUGAAGACCGGUUCUGGUCCUAUUUAUAUCAGUGGGGAACAUAUCAUUGGCGUGCCCGACUCAGAUUCUGAAUCCGAAGAUGAUCAGGUGAAAGGCACUGCCAGGAGAGAACCUAUGAAGCGUGAGUCAUCUUCCACCGCAGAACAACCUGCAAAGAAAAUUGCAAAGUUAGAAAAGUCACCGAAAGCGAAAGGUAAAAGCGAUGAAGGAGAUGACGCUGAUGAUGAAGAGGAUGAUGAUGAAGAUGAGGACGAAGAGGAGGAGGAGGAGGAGGAAGAUGCUGAUGACGAGGAUGUGGCAGAGGAUGAGGAUGAUGAUGAAGAGGAGAUGGCAAAGACUCUUCCAAAGAAAACAGUCAAUACUCCGGGAAAAAACACAAAGCGAGAAGAGAAAUUAAAGCCCGUGAAAACGUCCAAGACUGAAAUCACAGUCGAUGAUAUUAAAACCAAAAUGAAGACCAUUGUUCAAAAGGGGCAGCACCUACCGAAGACCAUGCAGAAGUUUCAAAACUUUGUCAAAAGCUCGUUUCGAUUCGAAGAUCAAAAAGUCGUUGAGGAGCUGUGGACCUGGGGCCAGACCUUGAAGCGUGCCAAGUGAAGGAUGCCCGAGUUUACGCGCUUGUUUCCCUCGAAGACCGUCCACCGCUUCACAGCCAUCGAUGGAGGUCCCUCAUCCAACCAAAAAAGACGUUGAUUCUGUCUGCAGGAUAUCCGCUGACCACAUUUUGUUUGGAAGUGUUUUGGUGUCACAGAUAAGUCAUCCUUCGCUGUGUCCCUUUACGUUUCCCGAGUGAAAGCCCUGUCCCACUGUACGAGUUCAUUCAAAGAGUUCUCCCGAGUUUGCCCUGAUUCGAGCUUGUAGAUUUACGGUAACGGCAGCUCGUAGGUACUCGGGGCUCUCGUGGACAUUUGUCAACAUGUUGAAAAGUCUUCCCGAGCUUACCGCGUUUCCCGAGUACCUGCCGUUAGCGUUACGAGCCGCUAAGAGACGUCCCCAAGCUCCGACAUACCCGCUACGUUCGUUCUAAGUGCUUACCACGAGUUUGAUUUUUUUUAAAACUCGGGAGAGCUCUUGAAUGAACUCGCACAGUGGGACAGCCCCAUUACUCCAAAGGCAACUUAAGAAGGAAACUGGAAAUGCAAGAAUCACAGCAGGUGUAUGUAUGAGCAUCAUUGCAAAAUGUUGGGUUCUUAUAAUACUGGCACUCUAGAGCAAAAACUGCUGGAGAAAGCAGUGGGCCAGGCAGCAUCUCUAGAGGACAUGGAUACACGACAUUUAGGGUCAGGAGAUAGACACAACAUGCUGGAGUAACUCAGCGGGUCAAGCAGCAACUGUGGAGAAAAGGACAAUAGACAAAUAGGUGCAAGAGUAGGCCAUUCGGCCCUUCGAGCCAGCACCGCAUUUUCAAUGUGAUCAUGGCUGAUCAUCCGUUCCCGCCUUCUCCCUGUAUCACCUGACUCCGCUAUCUUUAAGAGCCCUAUCAAACUCUCUCUUGAAAGCAUCCAGAGAAUUGGCCUCCACUGCCUUCUGAGGCAGAGAAUUCCACAGACUCACUAUAGGUGAAGAGGUGAAGUUUCAUGUCGAGACCCUUCUUCAGUGAGAGUCAGGGGAGCUGGAAACUAGAGGUAUGAAAUCAGAGCCGGCACCGAUACCCAAGGAUGGAUGGAGCCCCGCGUUGACCCAGGAAAGGUGGGGCUCAUAAUCUGAGGGCUCCACCUCUUCUGGCUCUUCGGUGCCAGCUCUGAAUUGCUCUGUACUUUUUCAUACCUCUAGUUUCCCUUUCCCCUGACUCUGUGAAGAAUAGCUAGUAGACAAUUAGUGCAGGAGUAGGCCAUCCAGCCCUUCGAGCCAGCAUCGCCAUUCAAUGUGAUCAUGGCUGAUCAUCACCCAAUCAGUACCCCGUUCCUGCCUUCUCCCCAUAUCCCCUGACUCCUUUAGCUAUCUUUAAGAGCCCAAUCUAGCUCUCUCUUGAAAGUAUCUAGAGAACCUGCCUCCACUGCCCUCCGAGACAGAGAAUUCCACAGAUUCACAACUCUCCGUGAAAAAAGUGUUUCCCCAUCUCCGUUCUAAAUGGCUUACCCCUUAUUCUUAAUCUGUGGCCCUUGGUCCUUGACUCCCCCAACAUCGGGAACAUGUUUCCUGCCUCUAACGUGUCCAAACCAUUAAUAAUCUUGCAUGUUUCAAUAAGAUUCCCUCUCAUCCUUCUAAACUCCAGAGUGUACAAGCCCAGCUGCUCCAUUCUCUCAGCAUAUGACAGUCCCGCCAUCCCGAGAAUUAGCCUUAAACCUACGCUGCACGCCCUCAAUAGCAAGAAUGUCCUUCCUGAAAUUUGGAGACCAAAACUGCACACAAUUUUGGAGACCAAGGGUCUCGACACCAAACAUCGCCUAUCCAUGUCCUCCAGAGAUGCUGCCUGACCCGCUGAGUAACUUUGUGUUCCACGCAAGAUUCCAGCAUGCGCAGUUCUUUGUUUCUACAUUUACUAACCUAACCUACUAAUUGAUAUGAGAAUUGAUCUGCACUAAAAUAUUAAAAUCUCUCUUAUUUAGAUGCUGACAGACCCGCUGUGCAUUUUCAGCACUGUUAUAUUUAUUGAUUUUAUAUUUCUUAAGCUCAUUUUAUGUGGCUCAGCGCCCAAUAAACUCCGCGCAGACAGAUGCAUGUAAAA
Molecule: messenger RNA, 3118 nt
Organism: Leucoraja erinaceus (little skate)
Lineage: Eukaryota; Metazoa; Chordata; Chondrichthyes; Rajiformes; Rajidae
Product: nucleophosmin-like
Exons: 10
Coding region: 208-1047 (279 amino acids)
Biological process (GO): chromatin remodeling; regulation of centrosome duplication; positive regulation of transcription by RNA polymerase II
Cellular component (GO): centrosome; nucleoplasm; ribonucleoprotein complex
Molecular function (GO): RNA binding; chromatin binding; histone binding
Source: RefSeq, a predicted model, not a curated record